Schizosaccharomyces cryophilus OY26 is the source of this 969-nucleotide messenger RNA. RefSeq names its product NAD dependent epimerase/dehydratase. NCBI's taxonomy places the organism in Eukaryota, Fungi, Ascomycota, Schizosaccharomycetes, Schizosaccharomycetales, Schizosaccharomycetaceae. The transcript has 2 exons. The coding region runs from base 1 to 969 and encodes 322 amino acids. The record is from RefSeq and is a predicted model, not a curated record.
AUGUCUGAGAAAUCUGUUUUCCUCCUUGGUCCAGGCUAUAUUGGCGGCCAGAUAUUGGAUUUUCUCUUGCAAAGAAAUUACCAUGUAACAACCUUGACUCGCCGGGAAUCCACUGCCGCCGAAUUCCACGCCCAGGGUAUAAAGACUGUGAUCGGGUCUCUGGACGAUAGAUCCCUCAUUCAGAAGCAAGUCUCUGUCAGCGAUAUUGUUUUCCAUACAGCAACGGCCGACCACUUACCAUCGGCAGAAGCCAUCCUUGAUGGGCUGGAGGAGCGUGCUAAAAACAACCUGCAAACGAUUUACAUUCACACCAGCGGUGCAAGCGUCCUAAGCGACAAUAGCGCCGGAGCGUUCAAGAGCGAUAUGGUUUUUGAAGAUGACAAGCCUGAAGACAUCGACGCACUCCCUGACUCUGCGCCGCAUCGCACCAUAGACCUAGCGAUUGUGCGUCGCCGGAAGAUCCUCGGCAAGCGCGCUAAAAUUGCCAUUAUGAUCCCCCCGGUUAUUUAUGGCGUCGGUCCUCCUGGAAGAUUGUCUAUCCAGCUCCCUACCUUAGUCCGGUAUGCUUUGAAGCACGGCUACGCAGGCCAGGUUGGAGAAGGCCGGUCAGUCUGGAAGCGGACUCCGCCCGAGGAGGUCCUUCCGAACCCAUAUUGGUUCUGUGAGAACGGCAACGAGUUGUCAUGGAAUGAUUGUGCAGCGGAAAUUGGACGCGUGCUUCACCAGGCGGGUAAGAUUGAGAGUCCUACUCCCCGGACUAUUCCUGUCAGUAACUACGGGGAUAUUUUUGGGAAGUGGACAGAUGCUGUGGUAGGGACGAACUCGCGAAGCAGGGCAAAUCGACUACGAGAGUUGGGGUGGGAGCCCAAGGAGAAGAAGACAUCGGCUUCGCUGGCCGAGGAUGAAAUUCCUUUGAUUAUGCAGGAGACGGGUCCAUUUGAGGGUUAUGGAAAGGUUGUUGCUUCAUGA